Molecule: messenger RNA, 1659 nt
Organism: Symbiodinium natans
Lineage: Eukaryota; Dinophyceae; Suessiales; Symbiodiniaceae
Source: the annotation of a GenBank genome assembly
AUGACGGACGAAUUUCGGGGUGCACUGGAGCGUGUGCUUGAGCAGUCGCAGCGGCGGCUGCACUCCGAAAUUCUAGUGUUGUUAGAGGACUGCUCACCUGCAAAGCUGCAAAGCAGCGGAAACCGUGAUGCAAAGCUGACAGCACUAGACAGCCGCCAGCUAGGCCAUGAUUUGAGGGAGCUGGGUGCCUCAGACGACCUGGCUGGUGCAGAUAACACAAUUGGAAUUCUGCCAGGUGCCGAUUCCAACAAUCCAAAUGUUGUGCCCAUGCACAGCAUCAGUGGAAGGAGGUCAGUUACUUAUGACCUUGCAAGAAAGGCUAGCGCACACCCCGAGGUGGAGGCAGCACGGGUAGCAUCAAAGAGGUCUGUAUCUUUGACGGAUGUGCUAACAGCUGAAAUGGGAACGCCUAAGGGAUGCAUCGGUAUGCUUGUAAGCUCUUGGCAGUUCGAAGCUUUCUUUGCCACGGUGAUCCUCACGAACUCGAUCUUCAUAGGUGUUGUGCUUCAGUGGGAAUCUGAAAAUAGGUUCUCCAGCACACCGAGAGCCAUUGUUGCCAUCAGCAUUGGCUAUGGUGCUUUGUUUACGGCGGAGCUCCUCUUGAGGAUGAUGGCUGCUGGUCUUCGGGACUUUUACUGUAAAGCCAACUGGGCAUGGAACGUUUUCGAUACACUGGUUGUUGCCAGUGUUCUCUACGAGUUUUUAAUGGACACCCGCGACGGCGAGACCGACCAGACCACGAGCAUGAGCAGCAACUUGCGAACCUUGAGGGUUGUGCGGCUCACGCGUCUCACGCGCAUCGUGCGCGUCUUUCGUUUAGCACGAUUUUUGCGGCCACUCCGAACGUUGGUGCAGUCUAUUCUUGGCACCCUCAAGGCUUUGAUUUGGUCCAUGUUGCUCUUAACGCUCAUCAACUACGUUUUUGCAGCGAUUUUUACAGAUAUUGUUGGCAACUACACGUCAGACUCAGCACAGUUGGAAGCGGAUGAGACCCUCCAGCGAUUUUUUGGAACCUUGCAAUCUUCGUCGCUUACGCUGUUCAUGUCCAUUUCAGGUGGGUUGUCCUGGAACGAGGCAACCUAUCCUUUGAGACAGAUCGGCUGGCUUUGGAUCUAUAUAUUUUGCAUCUACGUCGCUUUCUGCCUUUUUGCAUUGUUAAACGUCAUGACAGGGGUUUUUUGCAAUGCUGCUAUACGGAGCGCGGAGCGAGAUGCAGAGAUGGCGGUGCAGACCCUCCUGAUGGACAAGCAGCGCCUCGAUGCCCUUUUGGCGAAAUUGUUCAAGAAAAUGGACACCGACGGCAGCGGCAAGCUCGACAUUGCAAAGUUCGAGACGUACUACCAAGAUGAUGAAGUCAGAGCAGUUUUUGAAGCGAUUGACCUUGGGGCACAUGAUGCAUGGACGUUCUUCCAAAGUUUAGAUUAUAACGAAGACCACCAAAUCGAAGCGAAGGAGUUUCUAGACGGCUGUGCAAGACUGCGGGGGCCUGCCAAAGCAGUGGACUUGUUUGCGUUGCGUACCCAAACAGCAAAGAUCCGCAAAGAGCUUGCCUUGGUUGCGGCCAAUCAGAAACACAUUCUUGGUGCAAUGACAAAUGACCAAAUGUUCGUGCGAAACUUGGGCACUGGCAAAAAGCCGGGAACCAAGUUGAAACUGUGA